Quercus robur (English oak) is the source of this 1480-nucleotide messenger RNA. Its product is annotated as glucan endo-1,3-beta-glucosidase-like. Bases 50 to 1390 code for a protein of 446 amino acids. Gene Ontology annotation, biological process: carbohydrate metabolic process. The record is from RefSeq and is a predicted model, not a curated record. Gene Ontology annotation, cellular component: plasma membrane. Gene Ontology annotation, molecular function: hydrolase activity, hydrolyzing O-glycosyl compounds. The transcript is spliced from 4 exons. Lineage: Eukaryota; Viridiplantae; Streptophyta; Magnoliopsida; Fagales; Fagaceae.
CCUUUUCUCUUCUCUUUCAACACCCACAAGAACAACAAAGGCCACAACCAUGGCCUUUUUUCAACGCAUCUUCUUCCUCUCAACUCUUCUCUUUCACCUCUUCACAAUCUCAAGCUCCAUAGGCAUAAAUUAUGGCACCAAUGGAAAUAACCUCCCACCACCAGCUCAAGUUGCUAACUUUAUCAAAACUAGGACCAUCUUUGACAGUGUCAAAAUCUUUGACACCAACCCUGAUGUGCUCCGAGCCUUUGCCAAUACUGGUAUUUUCGUGACCGUGACUGUUGGCAAUGGGGAUAUCCCAGCCCUUGCAGACCUUAACAAUGCUCGCCAAUGGGUUGCCAAUCACAUUGUCCCUUUCUACCCUCAGACACGGUUCCUUUAUAUUGCUGUUGGUAAUGAAAUCUUUAACACCGGUGAUAACAACCUUAUCUUAAAGCUAGUUCCUGCCAUGAGGUCAAUCCACAAGGCUCUUCUUCUCGCCAGAAUCUAUAACAUCAAGGUAACAUCCCCUCAUUCUGUUGCCAUACUCGGAAAGUCGGAGCCACCAAGUCAAGGCCGAUUCAGGCCAGGCUACGAUCGGAUCGUCUUCGGACCCAUGCUCAAGUUCUUACGCCAAACCAAGUCACCCUUCAUGGUCAAUCCCUACCCAUACUUCAACUACGCACCAAAUAUGGCAAGCUACGCUCUCUUCAAGCGCAAUGCGGGUAUCCUUGACAGAUACACUGGCCUUAGGUACACAAACAUGUUCGACGCCAUGAUGGAUGCUAUGCACUCGGCCAUGAAAGCUAGUGGAUAUGGAGACGUGAACAUGGUCGUGGGCGAGACCGGUUGGCCAACCAGCUGCGAUGGCUACGUGGCCUGUAGCACGAAGCAUGCGUCUCUUUUUAAUGGGCAUUUGGUUAGGCAUGUUAACUCACGUAGAGGCACACCAUUGAUGCCUAAACGAAGAUUUGAGACGUACCUUUUCGCCAUGUUUAACGAGAACCUUAAGCCAGGUCCAAAUGCUGAGAGGAACUGGGGUAUUUUCCAACCAGAUUUCACUCCGAUUUAUGAUGCUGGGCUUUUGCGCGGUCAGUCUAGUGGAGGAAGAAGAGAAGGAGCGACCACAGGACCCCGACCCCGAUCCGCAGCAUGGUGUAUGCCAAAAGCAGGAGUUAGCAAUGCAACGUUACAGGCAAACAUAGACUAUGUAUGCAGCCAAGGGGUGGAUUGCAGGCCCAUUCAAGCUGGUGGAGCCUGCUUCCAACCCAAUGAUGUUAGGUCCCACGCAUCCUACGCCAUGAAUGCUUUCUUUAAGGCCAAGGGUCAACAUUCUUACAACUGUGAUUUCUCUCAUUCUGGAGUCCUAGUCUCCCACAACCCAAGUUAUGGCACUUGUACAUUCGCAUGAGAUUUUGAGAUAAAGGUUGUGGGUGUAAAGACUGCCUGGUAUCUGUAACCAUACUUGGAGGAAGUAUUUAAUUAUAUGCGGUUAUAUAAU